Molecule: messenger RNA, 2957 nt
Organism: Spizellomyces punctatus DAOM BR117
Lineage: Eukaryota; Fungi; Chytridiomycota; Chytridiomycetes; Spizellomycetales; Spizellomycetaceae
Exons: 7
Coding region: 88-2868 (926 amino acids)
Biological process (GO): regulation of transcription by RNA polymerase II
Cellular component (GO): nucleus
Molecular function (GO): RNA polymerase II cis-regulatory region sequence-specific DNA binding; DNA-binding transcription repressor activity, RNA polymerase II-specific
Source: RefSeq, a predicted model, not a curated record
UCGACUCGAUUUCGCUCGGCUUUGUUUCUUUCUUUGCAUCAUCUUUUUUGGUUGAAACUUGUUCAUCACAACCACGGAAUAAAUAGCAUGUGGGGAUGGGGCGGCUCCAAGAAGAAGACCGAGGUUUCGCGCGGGGGAGCAUCCGCACCUCGCGAACCUGACGUGUUUGAUGUCGACAUUGCAGAGCCAGAUAUUUCAGACGCCGAUUUGAACGACCCAGCUUUACUUGCCGAGCUACACAACCUGUCACGUAGCGUUGCAGCUGGUCAACCAACACAAAAAUCCGCAUCUCCCAAAAAAGUCGCUCGUAAGCCGGUACAAGUAGAGGCAGAAAUUGAUGUCGAAGCGCUCGUAUCAGGAAUUCCUGCGGGUGAUGACGAUGUGGACGUGCAAUUGGACGAAUCCGACUUGAAUGACCCGGAAUUAUUGGCGGCUUUGGGAGCAUUGGGUGGAGGGAAUGAGUCUGGAUCGGACGAAAGCGAUGUCGAUAGAAGACGAUCAGAAGAUGGUCCUCGGCCAGUUACCAUUACCAAAACUGUCACAACAAUCUCCAGCCCACCUGAAGGAUCCGCCCCGAAAGCGGUAGAAAUGCCGGUUCCAAAGGCUGAGCAGCCGAAUGUUCAGGAUGAGUCGCUCCCGCUUGAUUUCAAGCUCAGAUCAACCGAUCCAAAUGUUCUAGUCAAAUAUGUCCAACUGGAAAAGAUCAAAGCGCUCAAUAAGAAGCGUGCUGGGGAUCGAGAAGGAGCCAUGGAUGCUUUGAGGGCAUCCAAGACACUUGAAGAGCGCCUCGAGCAAGUGAAUCAAGCGAUCGAAGCGAAGCAGUCUCCCCCGCCCCACGUCUCCCUAACAAAGUUUGAUGAAAUAUCCCCGCCGCCACGACAAGCGAGUAUAACGGAAAAGACGGUAACAGUCACUCUCGCUCCGCCAGAGACGGCCCCAGAGGAAGAGCUUGACUUGCAGACACUCAGCCUAGCCGAUGACGAUGGAGAAUCUAAACAAGCGGUGGUGGGAGGGUUGUCCGUAGAGGAUCUUACGAGACGGCAACUAGAGUACAAGCAAUACGCACUUCAGGCAAAGAAGGCAAACGACUUACCACGUGCCCGGGAAUUCUUGACAAUCGCAAAACUGCUGCAAGAGCCCAUUGACUCCCUUUCUCUGGGGGGCAUGUUGCCGGACGGGUACAAAUUACCUGUACAUCCUUCCGAAAUGCCAAUAUCCGAAUCUCCCGCUCCUGCCCCACCAUCGGGAGCUGCUCCUGCUAGUCAGCAACCAUCACCCGCAAAACAAACUCCAGUAAAACCAGCACCGGGAAAACGGGCAGGGGUAACCCCCAAAUCGGGCCGUAAAGAUGGAACACCGCUGGGCGUGGUAGUUCGGGAAUCCGUCGACCUUCGAGACGUGGAGUCAGCAUUAUCAUCCUCUCCUCCAUCACCCGGACCGGCUCCCACAGGGGACCUGUUUUCCCAUUUGGAAGCGACCCUCGAAUCUCAAAUCGCGACGUGCACAACUGUUGCGGCUCAUUACUACAAACAAACCAAAAAGGCCGAAGCCCUUACCUUUCACAAAAUGAAAAAGACCUUACAGGCAGAUUUGGACACCCUCCGCCUUCUGAAAUCAACGCCAAACCCCCGCCCACCCGCGUUCAAAUAUACGACACUGAGAUAUGAGAUUGAGCAGGCUAUUCCUGAGGUUGCUCCAGAUGAAAUGGAAAUCCAGGUUGUGAGAGCGUGGGAUUUGGGUACAAGGGAGGUGAAGGGUGAGGAGGUGGAGAGUUAUGUUGCAUUUGACGUUGGAUGGCCGCCCGAUGAUGCAGAAGGUGCCGGUGCGAGCGGGGAGGGCAAAGGGGAGACAGCAGUGGUGAAACGGUCUGCGAGUCCUGAGUACGAAUUCUCGAAACGAGUUAAAAUCGCCCGCAAUCGGACUUUUCAGCGGUACCUCGAACGACGCAAGGCCACGUUUGAAGUCUUCCAUUACCAGCGCGGGUUCCUUCUUAUCGGCAAAAAAGUCUCGUUGGGGAGAAUACAAAUCAAGAUGGAGCCCCUACUCACCAAGUGUGACAUUCACGAAGUCGCAGAGUUGGCGGAUCCAAAUAAUCCCCGUCGACUCACAGGUGGUAAACUCGAAGUUCGGAUCCGACUUCGAAGCCCGUUGAACAAGCCUGAUGUCGUGGUGAAGGAGGAACGAUGGUUAUCGGUUGAUUUUAGUGGUGGUAACCAAGUGGAAGGUAGUCCACCUACCGGUGAAGCCACUGCUCCGGGAGGGUUGAAAGUUCCGACUGUCACAACAGAGCAAACGAGAUCUCGGUCCCCAUCUCCUAGUUCCAUCAAAUCUACAUCCCCAGUGUCACCACAAGACGGUGAGAGUGGUCCUAGUUCGGGCGUACCGACACCCAAACGUCAAGCGUCUCCUCAGCCUGCGAGCAGUGGCAGCUCUGCAACCCCAACGCCCAAACGUCAGCCCUCCCCCCAACCGCGAGCGGCGGAAUCAGGGGCAGAUGCACUGGAAGAGCUGGAAAUGCAGUUUAUGAGCGCGGAUUCAAUCAUUUCAAACCUUGUCCUCGAAAAAGAGCACGAGCAAAUCGUUCAAAAAAUCACUGCUCUCCAGGCAUCUCGCAAACCUGUUCCAGACGACUUGAGUGAUCGGAAAACGGCUUAUGAGAUUCGAAUGAGUUUGCUUGUAACAAUGGUUCAGACGGGGAGACUUUCUGUCGAAGAUUACGUUAAGCAACUUCAAAACGGCAUUGCGCAAAACAAGCAGAUUGCGUUAACAUUUAAAAAGGGAGGACGCAUCGAAUUGGCCAAGCAGGCUUUGACUCGAGUCAAACUCAUGACGAGUGAGAUGGAAGAGUUGAGUGGAGAGGGAGCAUGAAUGCCUUUUUCAAUGAUAGAUCUUUUGUUUAUAUAUUUGAUAUGAUCAUAUUGUGUAUCAUCAACCUUGCCGACCAUAUUUCCGCCCAA